Messenger RNA from Magallana angulata, 1274 nucleotides. RefSeq names its product N-alpha-acetyltransferase 30-like. Gene Ontology annotation, cellular component: NatC complex. Lineage: Eukaryota; Metazoa; Mollusca; Bivalvia; Ostreida; Ostreidae. The record is from RefSeq and is a predicted model, not a curated record. The transcript has 4 exons. Gene Ontology annotation, biological process: N-terminal peptidyl-methionine acetylation. Bases 155 to 949 code for a protein of 264 amino acids. Gene Ontology annotation, molecular function: protein-N-terminal amino-acid acetyltransferase activity.
ACCGGAAGUUGACUAUUCCACAGCAACAUGGACGAUACAUGAACUUCGUUUUUACUGUUGCAAGGGCAAGUUUGUGGUUUUAUGUUAAAAUGAUUUAUUUUUGGAAAAUCAGACCUUUACAAAAACCAGAGUAUUGACACAACUAUUCAAAGCAAUGAUUUCUGAAUCAGAACAUCCUCUCACUGGCUCGGACGUGAACAAAAAUUUAACCCUCCCCACUUCCAUAGAAGAUAGCAAACCACGGAUUGAAGGGAAAAUACCAAACGGUAAAAUCAACCACUUGAACGACGAAAAUGGACGCAUUGUGCGAAAUAUAUCUACAGAUCAAGAUAAUCAUAAGAUGGACUUAGUGGCUCAGUGCACAUGUGGCAGUGGUGUGCAGCAUUCAAACGAAGUGGAUAAUGAUGAUGAAAGUUCAGAGCACCUGCUUUGCGAGUCUGUGAGAAGAGUCCACAUUGAAUCGCAACUGGAAGAUGACAUUAAGGAAAUAGAUGGAAUAAGUUACACAGUAUAUGAAUCAGAAAAACAAAUGCCAGACAUUAUGAGGCUCAUAACCAAAGAUCUUUCUGAACCGUAUUCCAUUUACACAUACAGAUAUUUUAUCCACAAUUGGCCAAAGUUGUGCUUUUUGGCCAUGGAUAAAGAGAAGUGUGUGGGUGCCAUAGUUUGUAAAUUAGAUAUGCACAAGAAAAUGGUACGAAGAGGGUACAUAGCCAUGUUGGCUGUUGAUGCUGACUACAGAAGAAAGCAAAUAGGAUCACGUUUGGUUAUGAAGGCCAUUAAAGGAAUGAUUGCUGAUGACUGUGAUGAGGUAGUCCUUGAGACAGAAAUUACAAACAAGGCAGCGUUGAGGUUGUAUGAAAACCUUGGUUUUGUGAGAGACAAACGAUUGUUUAGGUAUUAUCUGAAUGGUGUGGAUGCUCUACGGUUAAAACUGUGGCUGAGGUGAAUCCUUAAUUUUAGCAGUGUUGCAGUGUGUACAACCGAAAACCAUCAUUCUUUCAACAAAAAAUCUUAAAAAAUCCAAACAAACUUUCGAAGAAGAUGGAUGUGAUUUCUUCACUGAUAUGUAACUGUCUUAUUUACAACCUAAAACAUGUAGUUUUAUUUACAACUUAAAACAUGUAGAAAAUUAUUACUUGUAUUACAGAUUGUUCUGUUGGAUUAUUAUGCGAGGUAUUUUGUUUGCACGGGUGAACACUCAUUGUAAUGUUACAGUUUGUGAGAUAUCAUGUCAUUGAAAAGUGAGUCCAAUAAACGAUGGGAUGGUUUUA